UUUCAAGCGGCAAUCUUGACUUAUUACAAUUAUUGAAAUAAAAUAUUCAACUGUCUUUUGGCUACAAAUAGGCGGAACGAGGUAAAUUUUAACACAAUGUGACACGUUGGUACCUUUUUACUACGAAGACGAAAGCUAACGUAUGCUAGCUGCGACUUAGUGGAUGUUUGGUCUGGGAGGUUUGCUGCGAGUUGGAGCCUCUCUUUGUCGGUCGACGGGGUCUCUGGUAGAUUCAGCGAGAACCUUCUCCACUGGUACAAGCUGCCUCAUAAGGAUGCACGCCAUCCCCAAGCCGAAAGUGGUGGACAGAUGGAAUGAGAAAAGGAGCAUGUUUGGAGUAUAUGACAAUAUCGGAAUCCUAGGGGAUUUUAAAGUCCAUCCCAAAGACCUCUUCAUCGGCCCUUGCUGGCUGAAGGCGUUCAAAGGCAACGAGCUGCAGCGUAUCAUUCGGAAGAAGAAGAUGGUGGGAGACAGGAUGAUGACUCUUGAUCGGCACAACUUGGAAAAGAGGAUCAAAUUCCUCUACAGACGUUUUAACCGUACUGGAAAACAUCGCUAAGACAUGACAAAGGAAUCAGACCAGCUUGUGUUUGUUGUUUUGUCUUUUAGAAGUUAAAAACUAGUGUUGACAAGGA
Molecule: messenger RNA, 635 nt
Organism: Dunckerocampus dactyliophorus (ringed pipefish)
Lineage: Eukaryota; Metazoa; Chordata; Actinopteri; Syngnathiformes; Syngnathidae
Gene: mrpl51
Product: mitochondrial ribosomal protein L51
Exons: 4
Coding region: 164-559 (131 amino acids)
Biological process (GO): translation
Cellular component (GO): mitochondrial large ribosomal subunit
Molecular function (GO): structural constituent of ribosome
Source: RefSeq, a predicted model, not a curated record